Manihot esculenta (cassava) is the source of this 1200-nucleotide messenger RNA. Its product is annotated as F-box protein At5g49610. The transcript has a single exon. The record is from RefSeq and is a predicted model, not a curated record. Bases 1 to 1200 code for a protein of 399 amino acids. Gene Ontology annotation, molecular function: protein binding. Lineage: Eukaryota; Viridiplantae; Streptophyta; Magnoliopsida; Malpighiales; Euphorbiaceae.
AUGAUGAGGUCGUAUCAAGGAAAUACGAGAAGACGCAGCAAUCGAGGAGCAGCAAAUAAACUGCAAGCGGCUGCUUUACCCAUUGAUAUCAUCUCUCAAAUUCUGCGCAGGGUUCCUGCAGAAUCAAUCUUCUCAUGCAGCUGCGUUUGCAAGUCUUGGUAUGCCUUGACUCACGAUCGUCAUUUCAUUCAACAGCACCUCCAAAUGACGAAGAAAGAGCCUUGCCAAUAUCUCAUUCAGAGCCGUUAUGGAGUUGCUUGUUUUCAUCGCCUUCUGCUGUUGGAUAUCCAUAACGAGCGGCUCACAGAAGUUUCUUUCAAGAAAAUGAAGCUGCCCAAUAACCCUAAACUCAAGUUGUCUGCUUUUUACAUCGUCUGCUCCUCCAACGGUUUGCUGUGCUUAGCUCCGAAGGUAAAGAUGGAUCCUGUGCUGAUUUGCAAUCCAAUCACAAGAGAUUGCUUGAUUCUACCUUCAGCGAUAUCAAGCGUUGAAAUGGUCUGCAAGAGUUAUCAUAUUGGUUUUAACUUUGAUCCCUCAUCUGGGAAGUACAUGGUUGUGCGAGAAUUUUCAUAUUUAACCAAACCAGCCAGCAACUUUCAGCUGCUUUCAGUUGGAGAAAAUUCAUGGAAGGAGAUAAGUGGAGCUCCUGAUGUUGUGCUUGAACAAGGGUUCGAUACUCCAAUAUUCUGGAACGGAGCUUUCCACUGGAAAAUCAGUGAAAUUGAUCACAGAAACAGCAACAACAGUUGCAUUCUUGCUCUUGAUGUAGGGGAUGAGAAGUUUCACACAAUCUCUUUUCCAGAGGAUGAAAAUAACUGUCCUCGUAACUAUCACUUGGUGAGUUUACGAGGUGGUCUGAACAUCGUAGAACAUAACUCUCGUUUCUUGAAGAUAUGGACAGUGGCUGGAAACAAGGUUGCUGGUUUCUUCCUUGGCCUGCAACACAUGUAUCUUCUGUGCGUGCCUCCUCGGAGUCUUUUGCAGCAUGACUUGAUUUGCCAAAUUGAUGAACAAUCUUACUUGAUGCAAGUGUUCAGGUGGGAUCUGAACGGUACUCAGAAGUGCACCCUCUUCAAGUUUUGUCCAACCAUCGCUCGACACUUGGACUUGAACAUUCCUGGUCUCCCUCACCUUUUCAGGCUGGUGUGCUUUCAACCUAGCCUUAUUUCUCCUUUCAUGGCUUCUCCUGCUUCAACCUAG